Messenger RNA from Onychomys torridus (southern grasshopper mouse), 5238 nucleotides. RefSeq names its product vasoactive intestinal peptide receptor 1 (gene Vipr1). Gene Ontology annotation, molecular function: G protein-coupled peptide receptor activity; peptide hormone binding; vasoactive intestinal polypeptide receptor activity. The transcript has 13 exons. The record is from RefSeq and is a predicted model, not a curated record. Lineage: Eukaryota; Metazoa; Chordata; Mammalia; Rodentia; Cricetidae. Gene Ontology annotation, biological process: adenylate cyclase-modulating G protein-coupled receptor signaling pathway; cell surface receptor signaling pathway. Gene Ontology annotation, cellular component: plasma membrane. Bases 384 to 1760 code for a protein of 458 amino acids.
CGUAGGAGCACGCUGCCGGGGACCGAGGGCGCGGCCUGGGUAAGGAGAGAAGGUGCGGGCGCAGGGAACGCUGGGCGGAGUCCCGCAACGGAGCCGCUAGGACGAGGCUAGCUAGCUGCAACUGCCGACGACGCACACCACUAGCGGGACUCCGCGCUCACGCCCCGGGGCGCCCAGGCUCCGCCCUCUACCUGAGCCGAGGCCCCGCCACCGCCGCGCCAUUGGGUAACCCCGCCGCCCGUCAGACGAGCCCCCGCCGCCCUUCCCGGGCCCUGAGCUGCUCCUCUUAGCGCCCGGGCCGCCGGCCCGCGCCACUCUGCCGUGCUGCACCCGCCCCAGACCUCGCAGCUGCCCCGGCGCCUGCGGCGGGCUCAGGGCGAACCAUGCGCCCUUCGAGCGCACCGCCUGCCCGCUGGCUCUGCGUGCUGGCAGGAGCCUUCGCCUGCGCCCUCGGACCAGCGGGCAGCUGGGCAGCCAGCCCACAGCAGGAGUGUGAGUACCUGCAGAUGAUUGAGAUCCAGCGCCAGCAAUGCCUGGAAGAGGCACAGCUGGAGAAUGAAACCAUGGGCUGCAGCAAGAUGUGGGACAACCUCACCUGCUGGCCACCCACUCCUCUGGGCCAGGUGGUGGUGCUGGACUGCCCACUCAUCUUCCAGCUCUUCUCUCCUGUUCAUGGACAUAACAUCAGCCGUAGCUGCACUGAGGAAGGCUGGUCACAGCUGGAGUCAGGCUCCUACUACAUCGCCUGUGGACUGGAUGACAGCGCGUCUAGUCUGGAUGAGCAGCAGCAGACCGAGUUCUACAGUGCCGUGAAGACUGGCUACACCAUCGGCUACAGCCUGUCCCUUGUCAGCCUCCUGGUCGCCAUGGCUGUCCUGAGCCUGUUCAGGAAGCUGCACUGCACCCGAAACUACAUCCACAUGCACCUCUUCAUGUCCUUCAUCCUGAGGGCCACUGCUGUCUUCAUCAAGGACCUGGCCCUCUUCAACAGAGGAGAAAUGGACCACUGCUCUGAGGGCUCGGUUGGCUGCAAGGCAGCUGUGGUCUUCUUCCAGUAUUGCAUCAUGGCCAACUUCUUCUGGCUGCUGGUGGAAGGCCUCUACCUACACACCCUGCUGGCUGUCUCCUUCUUCUCUGAACGGAAGUACUUCUGGGGGUACAUACUCAUCGGCUGGGGGGUACCCAGUGUAUUCAUCAUGAUAUGGACCAUUGUCAGGAUCCAUUUUGAAGAUUUUGGGUGCUGGGACACUAUCCACUCCUCACUGUGGUGGAUCAUAAAGGCCCCCAUCCUCACCUCCAUCUUGGUGAAUUUCAUCCUGUUUAUUUGCAUCAUCCGAAUCCUGGUUCAGAAACUGCGGCCACCCGACAUCGGGAAGAAUGACAGAAGCCCAUACUCGAGACUGGCCAAGUCCACGCUUCUGCUGAUCCCCCUGUUUGGAGUCCACUACGUCAUGUUCGCCUUCUUCCCUGACAACUUCAAGGCCGAGGUGAAAAUGGUCUUUGAACUUGUCAUGGGGUCUUUCCAGGGUUUUGUGGUGGCCAUCCUCUACUGUUUCCUCAAUGGUGAGGUGCAGGCGGAGCUGCGCCGGAAGUGGCGGCGUUGGCAUCUGCAGGGCGUCCUGGGCUGGAGCUCCAAAUCCCAGCACCCGUGGGGAGGCAGCAACGGCGCCACGUGCAGCACGCAGGUGUCCAUGCUGACCCGCGUCAGCCCCAGCGCGCGCCGCUCCUCCAGCUUCCAAGCCGAGGUCUCCCUAGUCUGACCGCCAGAGGCCGCCAGGCCCCUUCGCACCCUCCCCAUGCCUGCCCGGGAGCAGAGGACACAUUCCUUUGCUGCAGCCAGGACCAGGUCCGUGGAAGCUGGAGAGCAAGGAGGUCCAAUCCUGGAAGAUGCAGAGAGGAACCAGCAUCAGACUCCGCCUCCAAAGGCUCCUCUGCCAGUCGUGCGCACAAAAUGAGCAUACACCUGGAAAGCAACCGCCGGUCCUCAAAGCUUUGGGACUAGAGGGCAAAAUGGUUCUGCCCUGUUCGUGCCUAGAAUUCCACUGUAGCCCUCAAGUCGCUUUGGGUCAAGCGUUGCCAGUGAGACUCCUCUCUGAGGAUGCAGUCCCCUCCCCGAGUGUCCUGCUUUUAUCUGCCAGCUCCUCCCGUGGGUGAGUCCCUCUACCUCAGGCAGAUAUGGUUGUGACCUGGAGUUUCAGUUUGGGGACCACGGCGGUGUUGUGAUCCUCGCUCAGGAAAGAAAUGUCCCAGUGUCGGUCUAUUCUCAGACCUGGGAGCUCAGGGACCUACCUUUGGGAAGGGAGAAGACAGCUCCAGUCAGUGCUCACCAAGUGGCUUUGUCUAUAGGACCAGUCACGCCAGCCUUAUGCACAACCAAAGCAAUAGUGAGCAGCCCACCCUGGGUGCUCGUCUACAUGCCAAUUACCACAGCAAGGGCCAGAGACAUGAACACACAGGCCCCUUGAUCCUGAGGUCACAAAUAGGAAACUGAGUCUCAGAGAGAACAAGUAUCUUUUCCUGUCACUAAUGCCAACAUAAAGACUACCUUUUUACAUAUUGUGAUGUGCUGGAUUCUCUUGGAGUUGUAUUACCAGAGAUAUUACCCUCAUCCCCCAGCUGCUGUGCCUCCUUAGAGAGUGGCGGAGUGUGUCACUGACAUUAAAGAUGGGGGGGGGGGUUGGGGGGAGUUGUCAAGGCAUCUUAUGCCUCCCUCUACCCUUGUAGCCAUGCAGCUUCUAACCCAAGCUGGUGUCAGCAAGUCCCCUCAGAACUGCACCUUGUAUGACAAUAAAUAUUGGCUCUAACAGGCUUAGUUCCCCCGGCUGGUGUGGGUCUCCUGCCUCCUCUAAGCAAGUGUGCCACCCCCUUUUCCAAUGACAGAUGGAGUUACCAUCCUUCUAGCUUUGGACAGGAGCCCUACAUUUCCAAAUGAGGACUUACCCCCCAGAGCCUUUGACUCACACCUGGGUGUGAAGAGGUUGUAACUGGCUCCCUUGUGGCCCUCACCCCCUAAAUCCAGCUGGAAGGAGACUGAUUCUGCAUGGACCAACUUAAAACAGCCGAUAGAACAGUCAGAAACAGCAAGGUUUCACACUCAUUCCUGAAAACACAGCAAACAGAGAAUCCAACAACCAGGAGCCAACCGAGAGGAUUAGAUCAGGGCAGAUGUCUCAGCACAAGUCAGUCAGGGGAGGCUGUGUGACUAACGGAAAGGUUUAGACAUAGCAGUGUGGCAAAGCAGGUGACAUCAGCUGGUCAGAGGGUUUGUGCAAACGCAUCUCCUUGGUUCCACUUUGUAAACAUGGAUGCCAGGCUGGGGCAAAGAGGACAGGAUGGGCUAGCAGAGGCUCAGGUAUACCUGCAAGGCCCCUUCAAAGGCUGCUGCCACUCCGUACCAUCCCAGGACAGAUCAGAAAUACCUCCUGAGGUAUGUGAAGACCAGAAGGGACCCGUGCCUAAAUGAAUGGGCCUUAAACCUCCCCAGCAGUAGUGUCUUGUGGCAUGGGGUAAAUCACGGAGCCCUGGGAGGGGGCAGUUACCAUCCAAGAGGAUAAAGAGUGAGUAAAAGUAAGACUCAAGAUGUGUUCAAGACAGGAAGGGCAGAGUUGGGGUACUGCUCAAAGAAGGUAGAUGCUUAGUGGAGGGCGUUCUGGGAUAAAGAGAGGCUGGAAGCCUUGGUUGAGGAGCUAAGAAAACGUGUGCCAGUAUCCUAAGUUAAUGACAGCCGUGGGGUGGGGGUGACUCCAGGCAGGGCAAUCCCAGUCUCUUCUUCCUCUGCCAAUACCCAGGUAGGUCCAGGUCGCUCUCUGGUCCUGCUAGGGACCUGUCAAACCAGGCCAACUCAUCUCUAGCGCCAUCUGGUGGACACUUCGAGGACUUUACCAACUUUGUCCACCUUGGGGCUUAAUAAGAGUCAAGGUUUCUCACAGGCAGGCAACUGACACAGAAACAGGCCUCUGUUCUGAGCUCCCAAGAGUGAGAUAGAGGGUGUGGUGAGGAUCAUACUCAGGCCAGCUCCACACCUCCCCUCAGAUCAAACCUCUGGCCCCAUGUGAAUCCUGCCUUGAUCCAAAAGAACCUGAUGAAACCCAGAUUCUGGUGGCUCUUUAGAACUGAAACCCACUCACAGUCUCCAAGGGCAAAGGCCAGUUAAUUCAGGUGGUUAAGGACAGGGAGCCAUACCAUCUGAACCCAGAGAGACUCUAUCCGCUCUCUGGGAAAGGCCUGAUUGCUGGUAGUCUUCCCACUCUGGGACACAGCCUGUCCAAGGAGGCUGGUUCACCUGUUAGCAGAACGUCACUGAGGUGUUUGAGGGCUAGGAGAGGUCUUAGGAUCCCAAGGAAACGUGUUUAGGUGUCAGGGACACCUGAAUCCAGCCGAGUCGAUGUUGGGGUGCUUGCCAGUAGAGACAAAGAGAAGGUCUGUCAGACGAGGUCGAGAGAUGGUGGGGGGUUGAUGUGGAGAAGGACCCAGGGUGUAUGUCUGGAAAGGAUGCUAGGCCAUCAACAGGAAAGUGAGGAGGUCAGUUGGGGAGACAAUGGCCUGGUGUGGGACAUGUUGACUGUAAUGUCUGUAGGGUGCCUGAGGAGAGACCCUCUAAGGCUAUUGGAAAGAUGACCUAAAGGGACAGAAGGUGGGAAGACCAAGGCAGCCCUUGGAAGAAACAGUGAGUGGAAGGGUAAGUCCCCGGCACUCCCACGGGGUGUGCUAGGCACAGUGGGGUGAGGACUCUGACUCAGCCCUCCAUCCUAGCUGCCACGAAAGGUCUUGUUUUAAUGAGCAGUGGCGAGCUUCCCUCCCCCGUGUGGGAACAGGAACGACUCUUAUCUCUCUGGGGAAGGGGGGAGUGGAGCCACAGGCAGCAGUCACUAAACACGCCAGGGAUGGCCAAGAUAUUAACAGCCCCGGAGUCUAUGACUCUGAAGACACAGGCUCCCAGGAAAAGGACAGAGUAACUUCAGCAGGCCAGAGGGAUGUGUCAGGAGGCCAUCUUGGUAAUGCCCCAGCCUCCACACAAGACAGAUGGGACAACCAAAAUCCAGAGAAGGAAAGUCACUGUAGAGGAUGGUGUUGAACCCAGCUCUCCAAAUCCCAUAGCCAUGCCUCAGAUAUUCUAUACGUUGUCAAAGAUGGGACCAUUGGGUAUGCCCUCCUGGAGAUGUGAGAAGAGUCAGUUAGCAAUCCUGAUUCUGUCUUGAUACAUUGUUCAUCUUGUAUUUUUGCAUUAAUUUUGAUAUU